Molecule: messenger RNA, 813 nt
Organism: Gastrolobium bilobum
Lineage: Eukaryota; Viridiplantae; Streptophyta; Magnoliopsida; Fabales; Fabaceae
Exons: 2
Coding region: 1-813 (270 amino acids)
Source: RefSeq, a predicted model, not a curated record
AUGGGGGAUUUUAAUGAAAUAAAGUCUGCUAAUGAAAUGAAAGGUGGAGCUCUUAUGAAUCUAUCUAGGUGUAUCAAGUUCAUAGAAGUUCUGAAUGACUGUCACAUUAUGGACAUUGGGUGCACUGGCUCAAAGUUUACUUGGAGGAGUACUAAGUGUCUUCACCUUGAUAGCGUCUAUAAGAGACUUGAUAGAGUCUAUGCUAAUGCUGAGUGGAGAACUGCCUUUGCUGAUACCUCUGCUAGAACUCUUCCUAGACUCAAUUCUGACCACAACCCAAAUCUGACCUUUCAAAUUUCUGGUUGCUUGGCAGGAGCAUAUCAACUUUCCCUCCUUUAUCAAAAACUUGUUAAUAAGAGGGGUUUAACAGAUGAUCUGUUAUUGUAUCUAGAUCAAGCCUUACAAAAAGAGAUCAAUGAAGUCUUAGAAGAAGAAGAAAGCUUAUGGUUCCAAAAAGCUAAGUGUAAUUGGAUAGCGGAUGGUGGCAGAAAUACCAAAUUUUAUCAUACAACCAUUAUUUCCAAAAGAUCCAAAAACAAAAUCUUGGAGCUUAAAGAUGAUGCUGGUAACCUGUUGAGGGAUAAACAAAACAUUGUUAAUCUGAUUCUUCCCUUUUACAACAAAUUGUUCCUUGAAGAUAUCCCCUUCAGAACUUGGCAUGUCUCUUCUUGGCCGAAGCUGGAUAAGCAAGAUCUGGAUUAUUUAUCAGCUACCAAGAAUCAUAGAGAUAUUCAUAAAACGUUCUUCAAGAUGGGUGCCUUGAAAGUUCCUGUCUCUAAUGGCUUUCCUGCGUUCUUUAUUCGAAAGAAUUAG